Suncus etruscus (white-toothed pygmy shrew) is the source of this 2570-nucleotide messenger RNA. RefSeq names its product solute carrier family 2 member 3 (gene SLC2A3). Gene Ontology annotation, biological process: D-glucose transmembrane transport. Gene Ontology annotation, cellular component: membrane. The transcript is spliced from 10 exons. NCBI's taxonomy places the organism in Eukaryota, Metazoa, Chordata, Mammalia, Eulipotyphla, Soricidae. The coding region runs from base 149 to 1663 and encodes 504 amino acids. The record is from RefSeq and is a predicted model, not a curated record.
UCAGUGAUGCUCUGAGUCCUGGAGCUAAGUUGCCGCUGAGCUCGGGGACAUUUUGGAGGUUCUGAUCUUUGGUUGGAGCAUCUCUGGAAAGCCCAAUCCGAAAUCUUGUCUGGAAGCUUUGGAGAAGAGAAUUAAGUUGAGGGCAGCCAUGGGGAGCACGAAGGUCACUUCAUACCUGAUCUUUGCCAUCUCUGUGGCCACCUUAGGCUCCUUCCAGUUUGGCUACAAUACCGGCGUGAUCAAUGCUCCUGAGACUAUCAUCAAGGAGUUUCUGAAUAACACUUUGAUAAAUAGACAAGGAACCAUACCCAGCGAGGUGGUGAUCACGACCCUCUGGUCCUUAUCGGUGGCCAUCUUCUCCAUUGGCGGCAUGAUGGGCUCCUUCUCUGUUGGAGUCUUCGUUAACCGUUUUGGCAGGCGCAAUUCCAUGCUUAUUGUCAACGUUUUUGCUGUCAUUGGUGGCUGCUUCAUGGGGUUCUGCAAACUGGCAAAGUCAUUUGAAAUGCUGAUCAUCGGCCGACUGGUCAUCGGCUUCUUCUGUGGCCUCUGCACUGGUUUUGUCCCAAUGUACAUUGGAGAGAUCUCCCCCACUGCCCAGCGGGGGGCCUUUGGCACCCUCAACCAGUUGGGCAUCGUCAUUGGCAUUCUGGUGGCUCAGAUCUUUGGUCUGCAAUCCAUCAUGGGCUCUGAGACGUUAUGGCCUAUGCUGCUGGCCUUCACCAUCAUUCCAGCCAUCAUCCAAGUCUUAACCCUUCCGUUUUGCCCUGAAAGUCCUCGAUUCUUGCUCAUUAACAAAAACGAGGAAGUGGAGGCAAAGACAAUCCUCCAACGAUUGUGGGGCACUGAAGACGUGGGCGAUGACAUCCAGGAAAUGAAAGAAGAGAGUGUCCGGAUGUCACAAGAGAAGCGAACCACCCUGCUGGAGCUGUUCCGGUCCCCCAACUAUCGGCAGCCCAUCCUGAUCGCCAUCAUGCUUCAGCUCUCCCAGCAGCUCUCAGGCAUCAACGCUGUAUUCUAUUACUCAACAGGAAUCUUCAAAGAUGCAGGUGUCAAGGAACCCAUCUAUGCCACCAUUGGUGCCGGUGUGGUUAACACCAUCUUCACUGUCAUAUCUCUGUUUCUGGUGGAAAGGAUGGGCCGAAGGACUCUGCAUCUGAUAGGCCUCGCAGGAAUGGCUGGCUGCUCCAUCCUGAUGACGAUUUCCUUGUUACUGAAGACUGAAUAUGCCUCGAUGAGCUUCGUCUGCAUUGUGGCGAUCUUGGUCUUUGUGGCCUUUUUUGAAAUCGGCCCAGGCCCCAUUCCCUGGUUUAUUGUGGCAGAGCUCUUUAGCCAGGGACCCCGGCCAGUUGCCAUGGCUGUGGCUGGAUGUUCCAACUGGACUUCUAACUUCCUGGUGGGCCUGCUCUUCCCUUCAGCCGCAUUCUAUAUGGGACCCUACGUGUUUGUUGUCUUCACCGUGUUCCUCUUGUUUUUCUUUAUCUUCACCUACUGGAAAGUCCCCGAGACUCGAGGCAGGACUUUUGAGGAGAUCACCCGAGCCUUUGAAGUAGGGGGGGCGGUAAACACAGAUGUAUCCAUGAAGGUGAUCGACCCCUCUGUGGCCAUGUCCAAGGCUGAUGACGAAUCCUCCAUGGUAGCACAAGGUGUGAAUGAAAGGGUCUAAGCCAGGCUCUCUUCUUCCCACCUCUCUCCCAACACAGAAAAGCACCCUCUCACAAGAAGUGAGGGGGCACCUCAUGAGUAUGGAAUCCAGGACUGUUUACGAAUGCUGCUACUUGAUCUCUUCUCAUCCAGGAUUGCCCAACAUGGGCUCCUGAGGCGCCAUGUUGCAUUGGUUGUCUCUUCAAUGGCUGUCAACAGUUGUCCUUUCUUGGACAUUUCUCUUCCACUGAAGAAAAACAACUUGGUCACUUCUCCCUUGGGCUCUAAUCUUGCCUCCAGGGAGGGCAUUUUGUGGGGGGGAGGAUAUCAUGGUGCCAUCCCCCAACCUCAGAAAGUAGCAGGUGUGCCAUGGAGCAUGGAGGGCAAGAGUUGGGAAUCCCAUGAGCCACCUGCCUCACUUCUGUAUAGCUCAACAGAGCAACUUCACUUGAGUUUUAUUUAUUUUAUCUUCUAGUGUUACUGCAUAAAUAUUUAUUUUUUUAACUGUAAAGGACUUUUACCAAAUAAUUAUUAAAAAUAAUAAAAUAAGGGCAAUUGAGGAUUAGAGGGAGGUGUCUGAAGAGAGGUGAGAGGAAGACAACUGGGAUGAUGGAAGUAAAGCUGAGGAGAGGGAGGUGAGGAAAUUCUCUGAGGUUGGCCUCAGUCCCUCUGAAGGAAACACUUUGGUUUCUCAGAACAGUGAUGUGCCUGUAUAAAGAAGCUACUGAGGUUUUCUUUGGAUUUUUUUUUCCCUUUGCUUGAAAUUAAAUGUAGUUAUUACUUGAAAUCUAGGGUUAUCACGAAGACUAGCAUUAUUAGUUGGUGGUGGCUGCAGGGUUUUCACUAAUGGGAACUGAACAAGGAACAGUUCUUUCUAGAAAUCUCUACCCUAUGUGUAUAAAAACCUUUCCCCUUGUAAUGAAUGGACU